GGUCAAUGAGUAUCAAUCAAUACAAAUUGGUUGAUACUAAAGUAGUAUUAUGUAUAUGACCUGGUAUCAGGUCACUCGUUACAUGAUUCGUGUAUAACUCAAAUACAUAAAGGAGUCCGAGUUACCAAGUCAGAAAAAUACAAACUUGUGCUUUUUGGUAUUCAGUUUUUCCACCCAACAAAUAUAAAACCGAUCCCAAACCCACUAUGUUAGAACUAUCUCGUAGACCUAGAGUGAAGAUAUCCUGCAGUCAUCCGUUAGUUUCCUGGUGGCUGAUGCAUACUGGAGGUGGAGACCGCCAUGAGUACCUUCCAUGCGAUGGAUGCGGUGACACGGAAGGCACCGCCAUUUACUGUAAAAUCUGCAAAUUCCACGCACAUUUCGAAUGCAUCAUCCAGCCAGACAUCAUCAACCACCCGUGUCACUCCAAACACCCUCUCAAGAAAGUCUUGGCCGAGACAAUUGACUAUACAGAUGGUAAAUGUCAUUUUUGUCGCAGCCCACUUGAUGAUGUGAUGUAUCAUUGUUCCUUAUGUAAUAUCAGCAUAGAUUUAAGAUGUUGGAUAUAUCCCCCACCACUUACUAUUUUUAAAUCAAAGAGCCACAACCAUACAUUCACCCUCAUGGCGAGAAAGGACUCUUUCACUUGUAACGCAUGUGGGAUGGUUGGUGAUCGUAAUCCUUACGUUUGUCUUGAAUGUGAUUUCAUGCUACACAAAGAUUGUGUCGAUUUGCCCAGAGUCAUAAACAUCAAUCGUCAUGACCACCGCAUUUCUCGAACGUAUCAUCUCGGUCACGGUGAUUGGGAAUGCGGAGUUUGUCGCAAACAGAUAGACUGGACCAAUGGAGCUUUCUCUUGCAAGCGUUGUCCUAAUUAUGCUGUUCAUUCAAAGUGUGCAACAAGGAACGAUGUGUGGGAGGGAGAAGAACUAGAAGAUGAGCCUGAAGAGGAAGAAAUUGAAGAUCCAUACAAGGUAGUUAAUGAAAAAGAAAUCAUUCAUUUCAGUCAUGAACAUAAUCUAAGACUUGGUGAUGACAAUGCUGUCGAUUAUGAAAGGUGCCACGCUUGUGUUUUUCCCAUCAAUUCUGAUACAUUCUUCAAAUGUGUGCAAUGCAAGUUUUUCCUUCAUAAAGUUUGUGCUACUCUUCCUCGGAAAAAACGUAAUAUUCUGCACAAUCACAAGCUUGAUCUACAGAUUCAGGAUAUGCCGGGGGAUAUUUUCGAGUGUAAAUAUUGUCUUCAGUUCUUCGAUGGCUUCAGGUACGAAUGUAAAUCCAGCGGUCUCUGUAACGGGUAUUUUUCAGUAGAUAUGUGUGGAAGUCGAAACUAA
Messenger RNA from Arabidopsis lyrata subsp. lyrata, 1331 nucleotides. RefSeq lists its product as uncharacterized. The coding region runs from base 207 to 1331 and encodes 374 amino acids. Lineage: Eukaryota; Viridiplantae; Streptophyta; Magnoliopsida; Brassicales; Brassicaceae. The transcript has a single exon. The record is from RefSeq and is a predicted model, not a curated record.